AUGGACGACGGUGGCGCCGGCGUGUCGUCCAUUCUACGGCGCGACUUUUCGCGCAUGCCAUUAAAACUUGACCACAACAGCAGACCCCUCUGGAUCUCGCCAGAUGACGGUCACAUUAUUCUAGAGGGAUUUAAUGCCCUCGCCGAACAGGCUCAAGACUUUUUAAUCGCGAUCGCCGAGCCUGUGAGCAGGCCCAACUUUGUGCACGAAUACAAGCUGACACCGUAUUCACUGUAUGCAGCAGUGUCUGUGGGAUUGGAGCCAGAUGAUAUCAUUGAAGUGUUGAACCGGCUUUCCAAAGUGUCUGUUCCCAAGUCUGUACUGGACUUUAUUCGUGAAUAUACCAUGAGCUUUGGAAAGAUCAAGCUGGUUCUCAAACAAAACCGAUACUUUGUUGAGAGCUCACACCCAGAGAUUCUGCAAAUGCUGCUUCGCGACCCUGUGAUCAGCGAAGCGCGUGUUCGCCCUGGCGAGAGCGCGAACGAUCUCCCUAUUGCCACACAUACCGCCACCACGACAGCUGCGGCUGCGCCGUCCACUGAAGUAGAGCAUCCAUCGGCAUCAAAUGGCGCGGCGAAAAGUGCACAUACCUCCUCUGCUGCGGGCGGAGGCGGAUCACAGCAAACAGCGACUGUAGGGCCUGAGGCAUCCAAGGAGAGCGAGCAGGACUUAUUUAGCGCUGUCAUUGGCGUUUACGAUGCAGACGAGCUGGAUGAAGAUGAUGCUGUGCACAGUUUUGAAAUUCGCGAGGAACAAAUCGAAGCCAUCAAGCGGCGAUGCAAUGACCUAGGAUUUCCGAUGCUGGAAGAAUAUGACUUCCGCAACGACAUGCUGAAUCCCGAUCUGGAGAUCGACUUGAAGCCCAUCACGCAUAUCCGGCCUUACCAGGAAAAGAGUCUCGCAAAAAUGUUCGGCAACAGCCGUGCGCGGAGCGGGAUUAUCGUUCUACCCUGCGGUGCAGGUAAGACGCUCGUCGGCAUUACAGCCGCCUGCACUAUCAAGAAAAGCUGUCUUGUGCUGUGCACAAGCAGCGUGAGUGUAAUGCAAUGGCGACAGCAAUUCCUCCAGUGGAGCAAUGUCCAGGACUCUCAGAUCAGUGUGUUUACUGCUGACGAGAAGGAGAAGUUUUCUGGCGCUUCAGGCAUCGUUGUGUCUACGUACUCGAUGGUUGCUAACACGGGCAAACGGUCACAUACCUCGCAAAAAAUGAUGAAUUUCCUUGAAAGUCGUGAGUGGGGUUUCAUUCUUCUGGAUGAAGUACAUGUCGUCCCUGCGUCCAUGUUCCGUCGUGUCCUAACCAAAAUCAAAGCGCAUGCCAAGCUUGGUUUAACUGCCACGCUUGUGCGAGAAGACGAAAAAAUCGACGAAUUGAACUUCCUUGUCGGACCCAAACUCUAUGAGGCAAACUGGAUGGAUCUCGCAGCCAAGGGCCACAUCGCCACCGUGCAAUGUGCAGAAGUAUGGUGCCCCAUGACGGCUGAGUUUUAUCGCGAAUACCUGCGCGAGCGCAGCCGUAAAAAGAUGCUCCUGUACUGCAUGAAUCCGACAAAAUUCCAAGCUGCGCAGUACCUGAUCCAUUAUCAUGAAAAUCGCGGCGACAAAAUCAUCGUCUUCUCUGAUAAUGUGUAUGCACUCGAGGCGUAUGCAAUCAAGCUGGGCAAACCGUACAUUCAUGGCGGUACACCGCAAAUUGAACGUAUGCGAAUUUUGCAAAACUUCCAACACAACCCUAUUGUCAAUACCAUUUUCCUCUCCAAAGUGGGCGACACGUCUAUCGACUUGCCAGAGGCUACUUGUCUGAUCCAAAUAUCGUCGCACUUUGGAUCGCGUCGUCAAGAGGCACAACGCCUUGGCCGUAUCCUUCGUGCUAAGCGGCGGAACGACGAAGGUUUUAAUGCCUUUUUUUACAGUCUUGUUAGCAGGGACACGGCCGAAAUGUUCUACUCCACGAAACGCCAGCAGUUCCUCAUUGAUCAGGGCUAUGCUUUCCGCGUCAUUAUGAAUCUCGUAGGCCAGGAAAACAUGCCUGGCCUCGUCUACUCCAGCAAGUCUGAACAGAUUGAGCUUCUUCAAAGCGUGCUAAUUGCGAGUGAAAGCGCCGCUGACUUUGGCAGUGACGUCAAACCUGGCGAGAGUGCCAGUGCCGCACCCAGUGCCAAGCGAAUGAUGGGGAGCUUGAAUGCAUUGGGUGGCGCCCACACAUGUCAUAUGUUGAGCGAAACCGCUUCAAUGAAUAAGUCCCUGCUUCAUGACCAACCACGCCACAAGGCUUUCCAAAAACGCGCUGCAAAUGCCCAAAUAAUAACCAAAUUAAACCGACUUACAAAGCAAUCAUUGGUCCUUCCUGUACCGAAAUUCGCCCCCUUUCCUUUUUCUACGCGACAUAACCCCUGUCUAACCCAUUUUGGUAAGACAUUUCCCCAAUUCUUCUGGCAAUCCAACCCCUAA
Messenger RNA from Malassezia globosa CBS 7966, 2448 nucleotides. RefSeq lists its product as uncharacterized. Gene Ontology annotation, cellular component: transcription factor TFIIH holo complex; nucleotide-excision repair factor 3 complex; transcription preinitiation complex. The record is from RefSeq and is a predicted model, not a curated record. Gene Ontology annotation, biological process: transcription initiation at RNA polymerase II promoter; nucleotide-excision repair. Gene Ontology annotation, molecular function: 3'-5' DNA helicase activity; hydrolase activity; ATP binding. Bases 1 to 2448 code for a protein of 815 amino acids. The transcript has a single exon. Lineage: Eukaryota; Fungi; Basidiomycota; Malasseziomycetes; Malasseziales; Malasseziaceae.